Molecule: messenger RNA, 842 nt
Organism: Camellia sinensis
Lineage: Eukaryota; Viridiplantae; Streptophyta; Magnoliopsida; Ericales; Theaceae
Source: RefSeq, a predicted model, not a curated record
UUAAUAGAGUGGACUAUCGGUUUUUUCUAAUCUAUUUUUCAUGUUGUGCAUGCAGGGUUUUUCAGAUGGCUACAAAUUUGAUGGUAAUAUUCAGCACAAGCAUAGGCAAAUUGGGAAUGCUGUCCCUCCUGCUCUGGCAUUUGCUUUGGGGAGUAAACUCGAGGAAGCGGUGGAAAGGAAAUGGUGAACCUAGUAAUAUCAUAGAGUUGAGUUCAUAUUGAUAUUGACAAAGAAUAUACACUUUAUCAUCAAAACGAUUGUGCAUUUAGAUCAAUCAGUGGAAAGGGUGAAAAGAAAUAUAAGGGCAGACGUUCCGACUAACCCUAGCUUCACUCCUUGAAAUGUGUUAUCAGGUGAGGAUUGGUAUCUGGGAAGCUGGGGCAUAUGGUGUGUCUGAAUCUCGGAAACAUGCAUUUAUAUGGGCAGCCUCUCCUGAAGAGACACCCCCAGAAUGGCCCGAACCAAUGCAUGUUUUUGCCGGUCCAGAGCUUAAAAUGUCAUUGAAUGGAAAGAACCAUUUCACUACUAUUCGAAGUACCUCAACUGGUGCUCCUUUCCAUGCAAUAACCGUAAGAGAUACAAUUGGAGAUCUCCCAGCUGUUAAAAAUGGGGCUUCAACAACUACUAUGGAGUACAAUGAUGAACCUGUGUCUUGGUUACAAAAGAAAAUCCGAGGAGAUACACUCGCCUUAACUGAUCAUAUAUCAAAAGAAAUGAAUGAGCUCAAUCUCAUUCGGUGCCAAAGAAUACCUAGACGUCCAGGUGCUGAUUGGCGUGACCUUCCUGAUCAAAAGGUCUGGGCUUGGGAAGCCAGCAGCGCAAUAUAGUCCAUGGUAUGAACC